This is a messenger RNA of Micromonas pusilla CCMP1545, 231 nucleotides long. RefSeq lists its product as uncharacterized. Bases 1 to 231 code for a protein of 76 amino acids. NCBI's taxonomy places the organism in Eukaryota, Viridiplantae, Chlorophyta, Mamiellophyceae, Mamiellales, Mamiellaceae. The record is from RefSeq and is a predicted model, not a curated record. The transcript has a single exon.
AUGACCUGCGCGAUGAAAGCUCUGAGCGGAAACUUCGCCGGGUCGUGCCCGAAGGGGUUAUCCAAGAGCGCGUGUAAGUUGAGCAAGCCUUGGAACAGAACGUUGCUGAACAUCACGAAGAAGUAUCCGAACGCGGCGGCGAGCGCGUCUUCGUGCAGGUCCGUCCCGGCCUCUUCGUGCGAGUAUUCGUACGUCGUCGUCGUCGCCGCCGCCGCCGCCGCCGGCGACUGA